Funneliformis caledonium is the source of this 1303-nucleotide messenger RNA. Lineage: Eukaryota; Fungi; Glomeromycota; Glomeromycetes; Glomerales; Glomeraceae. The record is from the annotation of a GenBank genome assembly.
GGGAAUUAUCAGCCAACGGUACAACGUCGAUUCCAUUUAACAUGUCCGAAACAUUUGAUCCGAAUCCAUUAAAUACCGCACGUAACGGAAUUAAUCAUGGAACUUCAUUCCUUCGCUUAAAUACAAUCUACGGUACAUCGGAUGAAGAUCUCUCAAGGUUACGUGAUGGAACUAGUUGUAAAUUAUUAACAUCCGAUGGAAAUUAUCCUGCAAAAGAUCUCGAAGGCGAAUAUAUGUGGGGCAUAUCUCCACUACGAGCUUGGACUUUUUUCACUUUGGCCAUUAAUACUGUAUGGAUUCGCGAACAUAAUAGAUUAUGCGAUGAACUAUUUCAACAGCAUGGUAAUGCAUGGACUGAUCAACAGUAUUUUGACGAAGCAAGACGGUGGAAUAUUGCAUAUUUCCAAAAAACUGUCUCUGAAGAAUAUCUUGGCACUGUUCUUGGACAACCUCUUCCCUUAUAUAAUGGGUACAAACCAGAUUUGGUUCCUGGUAUUGAUACCUUCUUUGCCACCGUUGCAUUCAGAUAUGGUCAUUCAGAAUUAAGCGAUACGUAUCGAAUUCAAGAUGACUAUGGUGACACAAUUGCUGAAUUGACUCUGAACCAAAUUACCAAUCAAAGCCUUUUAGAAACGUUUGGGUUAACUCGUGUUUUACGUUCGAUGGCUUUACAAAGACAAGAAGAAGUUGACAUUUUUUUUAGCGAUGCUGUGAAAAAUUUUAAAAGUCCAGAUUCUCAUACUUAUGAUUUGCCCGCAUUUGAUAUUUCAAGGUCAAGGGAUCGCGGUAUUCCACUAUAUAACACGGUUCGGGAGGCUUAUAAGUUAUCAAGGAAAAGCUCAUGGGAUGAAAUUACGAGUAAUGCAGACAUUCGAAAUAAAUUAGAAUCUUUAUAUCCAAAUGGACCUGAUACUUUAGAGGCAUACGUCGGUGCUUAUUCUGAAGAUCAUAAAGAUGGUUCAAAUUUUGGGGAAUUAAUAAAUGAAAGCUUAGUGACACAGUUUAAUCGAAUUCGAGAAACUGAUGAGAAUUGGUGGGAAUCAGAUCUUUUUAAUACAGAAGAAAAAGCUAUAUUAAGGAAUAUUACAUUUCGUGAUAUUAUAAUUCGUAAUCUUGACAAAAAAGAUUCUCAAUUUGUUAAAAGCAUUUGGACAGUUCAACCUCAAUCUUCAGGAGAUGGUGGAGAAGAUGGAGAUUAUCCAAGUAAAGUCAGUACUUGGAACUCUUAUAUCGUUAGAUAUCGUCUGGAUGACACUCAUAUUCAUUUUAAAGUCGAACUACAAACUUUAGGAGGUGAAGGCUG